AUGCUUCUCAUCACGACGUCCAACUCUUACCAUGAACGGCCCAAAACAAACCAUGCUCUUGUCCACGAAGGAUGCAGUUCCUCCAACGAGUUUCAACAAAGAGCUGCUCGGAGCCUGGAUGGUGGAGGUCAAACUGUACCUCCAGGCCUUGGCUUCACUCAGUUCUUGGAUCUCGGCAACUCUUGUGCCCAUGAACACUUUGAAUCUACAAGAGUCUGGCUGGAGCCAUGUGAGCACCGUGGUGGAGUCUGUCCAGAGCACCACCUCCUGAAGCACCAGAGUACUGAAAAGCACUGGAGACAAGAGAGUCCCAGUGACUACAGCAAUCAGUCCAGGAUCCUGGAUAUACUGAGGGUUGAGAGGGAGGCUCUCAUCAGUCAUUCAGAGAGGUUGUGUGCUGCAGUCACAAGGCGCACCGAUGCUGUGCUGGAGAGACUUGGACUCUCUAACCAGCAGGUCCCCCUCUCUUCACCUCAGCCCCCAGCUGGUCCCAGACGAAGGCCUGAAUCAUCUGUCCCAGGACGGAAGAUCAGACCUUCACGUUUACCGCCUUUAAAAGCUGAGGUGGUGAGCAACAGCAGGAAUCCCCAAACAAAGGAUGAGGAGGAAGAAGACGUGUAUCUUGGCAAUGACAGCACAUCAGCUUCCAUCAGCACACUGGAUACUCUGACUCCCAGUGAGCUGAGGGAAAUCUCGCUGAUUCAAAGUCCUGUUGAGGUGUCACCUCCUCAGACACCUGUUGCUCCCUCUCAUCCUCCAGCAGCUCCAAAACUCAGGAGAAGAGUAUCCCGUCUCCCUGUUAUGUGGAUGUUACUCAAUGGAGCAGACAAAGAAGUAGCCGGUGGAUAUAGACUUCAGACGGCUAAAUAUCAGCUGGAGGAAAUUCAGAAGGGACUGGAGAACUUUUGGCAAAACACCCUUCAGGCUGUACCCCAACCCCCAGCAGCACCAAAAAGGAACCAGCAAGGGAAACCUGUUGCUCCAGCUCGUCGUCCAACACUGGUCCCACAAAAGAAGACAGGAACACAAAAUAAGUCCAAGCUCCAGACACCAGACAAGAAGCCGCUGGAAGAACUGCAGCCACUUUCCAAACCAGUGGAGGGUCUUUCGCAAUGCUUCAAGCUUAUGAGUUCAGAAGACUGGAUGAAGAAGAUUGAAGGCCUGCGAACCGUCCAAGCCCUGGCCCAGCACCAUCCAGACACACUGAUGGAAAAACUUCAUGAAGUGUGUCUGGCUGUGAUAGAAGAGGUUAAAAAUCUACGCUCCUCAGUGGCCUGCGUAGCAAUGGACACCAUGGGGUAUCUCUAUGUCUACCUGCAGAAGGACAUGGAUACUCAGGCAGAGAGGACUGGCCGCACUCUGCUGCAGAAGAUUGCACAGUCAAAUGCAAACCUCUUUGUGCAGCAGCAGGCCAACAAGGCCCUGGAGGCACUGGCGCAGAAUUGCAGCCCUGCUCGUGUCCUCACCACUCUGCUGAAUAAUGGGCUGAGCCACCUGAGCGCUGCAGUGAGAGCCUGCACAGCUCAGCAGCUUCACCUGCUGGCUGACGGACUAGGAGCAGCCGCAAUCUUCACAGCAGGGAGGACCUUCACUCAGAGCUUCCUUACUGCGGUCAGUAAGAUGUCUCUGGACGCUGCUGCCGAAGUCAGGCCCCAUGGACAUGCCAUCCUCCAGGAACUGGCCCUUCACGGAGACUUUAUGGAUCUGUGGAAGAACAUCAUCUCCGAAAAAGAUCGAAGCCCACUGGAGAGAAUUCUGAGGACAGCAAAGAAGACGUAAAGGCGGGGGACAACAAAGGGCAGAGGGCGGCACGCUGGUGCAGUGGUUAGCACUGUCACCUCACACAAAGACGGAGCAGCCUUUAAAGCAGCCAUGGAGGCUACUUUAAAGGCUGCUCCUGUCUGUGUGGAGUUUGCAUGUUCUCGCCGUGUCUGCGUGGGUUUACUCCGGGAUGCUCCGGUUUCCUCCCACACUCCAAAGAUAUGCAGCUUAGGUUA
Molecule: messenger RNA, 1997 nt
Organism: Dicentrarchus labrax (European seabass)
Lineage: Eukaryota; Metazoa; Chordata; Actinopteri; Moronidae
Exons: 9
Coding region: 1-1779 (592 amino acids)
Biological process (GO): microtubule cytoskeleton organization
Cellular component (GO): cytoplasmic microtubule; cilium
Molecular function (GO): microtubule binding
Source: RefSeq, a predicted model, not a curated record